Molecule: messenger RNA, 5127 nt
Organism: Rattus rattus (black rat)
Lineage: Eukaryota; Metazoa; Chordata; Mammalia; Rodentia; Muridae
Gene: Kcns2
Product: potassium voltage-gated channel modifier subfamily S member 2
Exons: 2
Coding region: 178-1611 (477 amino acids)
Biological process (GO): potassium ion transmembrane transport; regulation of delayed rectifier potassium channel activity; protein homooligomerization
Cellular component (GO): voltage-gated potassium channel complex; membrane
Molecular function (GO): voltage-gated potassium channel activity; protein binding
Source: RefSeq, a predicted model, not a curated record
ACAGGCGCACACAUCUACAUCCUCGCACCCGCGCGCACUCGCGCAGCCAGCCAGCGGCGGCCACCGCGGCGAUGCUCGCCAGCAGGUUUGGGAAGUUUCCCGCCGGCCUCGGCCGCGGGCUCCGGUGCACCCAGGUGUAGCGCCCCCGCGCGGUGCGGGCGCCUGGGCAUCUCCAGCAUGACCCGCCAGAGCCUGUGGGACCUGUCUGAGACCGACGUCGAGGAUGGAGAGAUCCGAAUCAAUGUAGGCGGCUUCAAGAGACGGCUGCGUUCCCACACGCUGCUGCGCUUCCCUGAGACACGCCUGGGCCGUCUGCUCCUCUGCCACUCGCGAGAGGCCAUUCUGGAACUCUGCGAUGACUACGACGAUGUCCAGCGUGAGUUCUACUUCGACCGUAACCCUGAGCUCUUCCCCUACGUGUUGCAUUUCUACCACACCGGCAAGCUCCAUGUCAUGGCCGAGCUGUGCGUCUUCUCCUUCAGCCAGGAGAUCGAGUACUGGGGUAUCAACGAGUUCUUUAUUGACUCUUGCUGCAGCUACAGCUAUCACGGCCGCAAAGUGGAACCUGAGCAGGAGAAGUGGGACGAGCAGAGUGACCAGGAAAGCACUACUUCCUCCUUCGACGAGAUCUUGGCCUUCUAUAAUGAUGCUUCCAAGUUCGAUGGGCAACCCCUGGGCAACUUCCGCAGGCAGCUGUGGCUGGCGUUGGAUAACCCGGGCUACUCAGUCCUGAGCAGGGUCUUCAGCGUCCUUUCCAUCUUGGUGGUGUUGGGCUCCAUCAUCACCAUGUGCCUCAACAGCCUGCCAGACUUCCAGAUCCCCGAUAGCCAGGGUAACCCUGGCGAAGACCCCAGGUUCGAAAUCGUGGAGCACUUUGGCAUUGCCUGGUUCACGUUUGAGUUGGUGGCCAGGUUCGCUGUGGCCCCUGACUUUCUCAAGUUCUUCAAGAAUGCCCUAAACCUUAUUGACCUCAUGUCCAUUGUCCCGUUUUACAUAACUCUAGUGGUGAACCUGGUGGUGGAGAGUUCGCCUACCUUGGCUAACUUGGGCAGGGUGGCUCAAGUCCUGAGGCUGAUGAGAAUCUUCCGAAUUCUCAAGCUGGCCAGACACUCCACUGGCCUCCGGUCCUUGGGAGCCACCCUGAAGUACAGCUACAAGGAAGUGGGGUUGCUCUUGCUCUACCUCUCGGUGGGGAUUUCCAUCUUCUCUGUGGUGGCCUACACCAUUGAAAAGGAGGAGAACGAGGGCCUGGCCACCAUCCCUGCCUGCUGGUGGUGGGCCACGGUCAGUAUGACUACCGUUGGGUAUGGAGACGUGGUCCCGGGGACCACAGCUGGGAAGCUGACUGCCUCUGCCUGCAUCUUGGCAGGCAUCCUGGUGGUGGUCUUGCCCAUCACUUUGAUCUUCAAUAAGUUCUCCCACUUUUAUCGGCGCCAGAAGCAACUUGAGAGCGCCAUGCGCAGCUGUGACUUUGGGGAUGGAAUGAAGGAGGUCCCCUCCGUCAAUUUGAGGGACUACUAUGCUCAUAAAGUUAAGUCCCUCAUGGCAAGCCUGACAAAUAUGAGCAGGAGUUCACCCAGUGAACUGAGUUUAGACGACUCUCUACAUUAGUUGGGACCCAGGCUUCCAUUGCUGAUUUGCUGCCUGUGCUCCUAGCACAGCCAGAGCAAUUUUAGGGCUAUGGCCUACGAAGUCAUCCGACCCUAGAGGUAGCACUGCAUGGGAUAUAAGCCCUAGAUUGCUUUUGCAAUGUUUAGAGUCUUUUUUUUUAUUUUUGAGGAUGGUGUAUCCAAAAAGAUGCCUUUGCACCUUUCAAUGAAACGACACUCACUGGUGUUUGCUUCAUAGGCAUAUAAUGUUCAUCUUCCUGCCAGAUGAGUAUCUAGAAUGCCAAUUUCUCUGUUCACUGUGUACAGUAUCCUAAUGCUCACACCCUGUAUGGCCUGUGAGCUGAGUUGUCUGUGCUCCUAUUUCUGAGGUUGCUGUAUGAGUUCCAGUGAGAGCGUAUCUGUCUAUGAGGGCAGCAAGGCUAUCAUGAGAUUUGGAUCACAGCUAUGUGAAAAUAAUCUCGGUUACGUAUCCUGCGCUUUCAUUUACCCUUAAUACCAAAACAGAGAGAGAGCAAAGCACACCUGACCAAUGCAAGUCUUCAAGUUGUCUUUCUGCCUGGUCCUGUCCUAGUGAUGUGCAUGAGUGCACCCGUCUUCUUACAGAAAGAUGUGGACUGAUGUGUAUCUCCUAAGUGUCAGUGUAAGAGAAUGUAACUCAGUCAAUAUGUAGUAAAGACUGAAUGUUUUCCCCCUAACAGAUAAGUCUAGGGGCAGGGACUUUAGCUGAACAUGGACUAAACCCCAGGAUGCUGUAAGCAGAGUUCAUGUAGGCUAAACCCUUUUAUUGAUGGUCAGGCCUCUUUUUUCCUGGGGGAAUUACAGAGACAUUUAUUUCUGGCUGAGAUUCUUAAUCCAGGCCAUUUUGACCAAAGUUUGUGUCUUGGUAGUAGCAUGUUUUUCAAGCAUUUCCUUUUUAAGAUGUUUAGGAAUAAGGUUGUGCUGUCUUUCUCCACUAGAAGAGGUUAGUGUUUUGUUGUUUUUGUGUAGUAAGCACUGUUAGGUUGCUGGCGAGGGCAGUAGCUUAAACCUUUUCUUGUCUGCUCUGAAAGCCCAUAAAAUGAAUGCUCUUUUGUUUCUGGGCAGAGUUUGCUUUAGGUAGUUUUGCUUGUAGGACACAGGAUAGUAUAUGCACAGUGUUUCCUGUUUCCUGCUGUGGAAAACAUAGGUACAGAAGCAGAUUCAACAUACGAGCAUGCAUGAAGGCAGUGUGUUUACCCAGGGUGGAAACACUGCAGUUUUUAUUCUCAUUGCAAUUGCAGUGGGGUUUGGGGAGGGCAGGGGUAGAGGUCAGAAGAAAAGAGUUAUAAAGCCAAAAACUGCUACUGUAUACGAUAUAAGUAACUGUGAGUUUCUUUAAAGGCUUAAAACUAGUCUUAAAAAACAAAAACAAAAAAACAAAACAAAACAAAAAACCCCUUUCAACCAACCAUUAAGCUGUGUUGAAGGGUUACCUCCAUUCCCUUUCCCAACACUCCAUUCAGUUAGCACAAAACAUUAUGAAGGGGAACCCUUUUAAGAUAAUUCUUUCCCAUCAUCUCCUAAGUAAUCUGAUGGUUUUCCAGUGGCUUUCGUUAUUGUUGAGUCUUUGGCAAGGCUAUAGAAUCCAGGGAUCCAAAUAUGGAGAUAAACAGGCUUUUAAUCCAAAGUUUGGGCCUACUCUUAAUUGGUCCAUUUUGUGUUUUAGUCGGUCAAGGAUAAUCCACACCUCAGAGGGCUUUGUGUACUAGUAGUUGCCAUGGUGACUACAGUGUGGGCGAUUUGUUGGAUGAAUGCACUGGCCAUUUAAUGCCCUUGAGCUUCCAGUUCAGAGCUUUCACCAGACUGGAGGCUCAAUGAGGGGCAGCGGGUGGCAACCUCCUAGUGCCUACGUGCAGACACAUCUGUCUCUUAUUCCAAAGCAGCAGGGAUGUGAAGUGACUUCCGGAAGGAACCCCACCGUGAACCGGAAGGAACCCCACCGUGAACUGGAAGGAAGGGGUUGGUUUGGGGAGUUUGCACACGGAACUCUUGUUGUUGGAUGGUAUCUUCAGCCCUGGAAAGACUAUGCAUUUAUAAAACUGUACCCAGCUGCACUGGCAUCAGGGGACAUCGUAAACCUGUGAGGACUGUUCAGUUUGCUGAGGCUGAUGGUAUACUGUAACUGAGCAUGAUAUCCAUGGUCACUCACUGACCAUGAAGUUGAUGGAAAGAAGAAAUAGGCAAGAGGCAGAAUAACUUAGCCACUCUCCUGAGGAUUUUUUCUAAAUGAACAUGUUUAACACCAAAAAAGAGUUACCUCUAGUGCGUACCUACAAGGAUAUGAAAGCUGGAAAACUUGACUUUUCUUUUUUUGGUAACGACUUGCUUUAUCUGGUGCCUUUCAUUGGGGGAAUCCCAAAGUGCUUUAGAAACUGUCUUUUUAACAUUUCUUGUACAUAUAUGUAUACUUGUAAAAGAAUAUUCCUUUGCCCACCAAGACUUAGUUGCUUCUGAGCAUGAAAAGGUCCCAGGAGCAUUGAUUCCCCAAGCAGUGGUUUCAGAGACCUCGAGGGAGAGCAGCCCAGAUAGCUGGGGAUCUGCAGUGAUUCCCAUAGACCAUAAAGAAGGGUAUAAGACUCUGGGACCUUUCCCUUAUCACUAAACCACACGGAGGUGUGAAGUUCACAAGUCCUAGACAGACACAAGGCCUCUGUUUAGCCAAGUUAGGUAAUGUCUCCCACGGUAGUUUCUUGGUAACCAGGGGAGGGCAGAUUCAUUUUCCUGCCCUAUUCUUGGGAAUAACGGCUACAAAGCCGAAGCGAGCCCACAGACUAUCAAAGUAGCCUGUACAAUUCUUUCUUGGGGAAACAGAGUAGAAACAGGCUCGCUCAUGCCUAGCUGGUGGCUGAAACUCCACUCCUGGCAUUUGACGUGUUCAAUAUUCCUGGGACAAAUACAUGGGCAGAGCUUCCUCAAAGCAUGUGGGAUGGACAUUUGGAAGUGGCACAUGUUCAUCGCACAGAUACAUUAACCUUGGGCUGUGUUUCCCAUCAAAGCCCUGCGCUUCCCAGGUUAGCUGCUGAGGAGGGUCGUGUAGAGUGCUGAGCUUAUGCGUAGCUCAUCAGGUUGUAAUUGAUGUUUAAUAUUUGGAUUUGUUAUUUCUUCUUACUGUAGCACUCAAAGCACCGAGCUACCUGUUAAUUCCUGCUUCGUUUCAAUGGAAAUGAUUUGUUCUGCACUUUGGGAGAGCGGUGAUGGGGACCACAGGCUGUGUGGUCUCUGCUUGAAGGCUUAACUGGUAUUUCUUGUAUGUUUUAACAGCAUGACUUGUUCCAGAGUUGUAAUUUUAAACAUCGAGAACACUGUAUUUGCGAUGUCAGUUUUAACACUCAUUAACACACUACCGUGCCAGCGUCCUGGCAGCCCCACACCACCAUUAUGUCGGCUGCUGUGCUUGAGUUUCCUGUGCCUCGACUCCAGAGUGAGGCAAAUGACUGACAUGCUCAGAAUGCCAGCCUUGCAAAUAUGCAGAUUAAACAGAAAACAAUUAUUUCUCUUC